AUGUUGGGCACAUGCUCCGGCGACAUCGCUGUGUUGGGCCGGUGCUGCGUGCUGUUCUGCUCGGUUGCCACGUAUGUCCUGAUCAUGGUCCAUUGCUACAAUGAUGUGCCGGCAUUCAGGGCGCUGUUGGCAACCUUCGUUCUCACAGGAGCAGAUUUGCUCCCGAAGAUUUGCCAUGAGGCCCACGAAGACAUCAUCGACUGGGCCUUUGGCAGCUUGCUCUUACUACUCGGCUUGCUAACUGAAUCUCAGCAGUUGCUCUCCGAAGACGUCAGCAUGGGGCUCAUCACAGGGGCGGCCGCCAACAUCUACAAAAAGAUUGCGCUCCUUCUGAUUUGCACCAGUGAGUUUCGUAGCGCUUUCCGCACCUCAAUCAUGCGGUUCUUCCACGGCUCAGUGCAGGGCACACAGGGCCUCACGGCACCGCUUUUGGACAGCGUUUGA
This is a messenger RNA of Effrenium voratum, 444 nucleotides long. The record is from the annotation of a GenBank genome assembly. NCBI's taxonomy places the organism in Eukaryota, Dinophyceae, Suessiales, Symbiodiniaceae.